Messenger RNA from Olea europaea var. sylvestris, 937 nucleotides. RefSeq names its product B-box zinc finger protein 24-like. The record is from RefSeq and is a predicted model, not a curated record. Gene Ontology annotation, cellular component: nucleus. Gene Ontology annotation, biological process: photomorphogenesis; regulation of DNA-templated transcription. The transcript has 4 exons. The coding region runs from base 1 to 714 and encodes 237 amino acids. NCBI's taxonomy places the organism in Eukaryota, Viridiplantae, Streptophyta, Magnoliopsida, Lamiales, Oleaceae. Gene Ontology annotation, molecular function: zinc ion binding.
AUGGUGCUUCAUCUUAAUGAUCUCACCAUAUGGCAUCGUCUCGCUAAUUGCAACUUUUUGAAAGAGUUGAAUAUAAAGAUUCCCUCGUUGAGUGACUGGAAGUUUACCAAGGAGAGAACACUAAAUGGGCAUAUUUCUCCUACCUAUAGGAACAGAGAUCUGAUGUGUUGGAAUGAGAAGACAGCUUUCAUUUUCUGUGUUGAAGACAGAGCACUCUUUUGCAAGGGUUGUGAUGAGCGUAUCCAUUUGGCCAAUAGCCUUGCUGCAAAUCACCAGCGAUUUUUAGCCACCGGAAUUCGAGUAGCUUUGAGCUCUAGUUGCAAUAAGGACACAAUGAAAGAAAAUUUGGAGCCAAAGCCACCCAAGCAGAAUUCACAACAGAUUACCACGAGAAUACCCGCACAGCAUGUAACUGGUAUCACAUCACCAUCUUGGCCUGUUGAUGAGUUACUACAGUUUUCAGAUUAUGAAUCCUCCAGUAAGAAGGAUCAACUUGAGUUUGGUGAGCUUGAGUGGUUUUCAGAUAUUGGUCUGUUUGGCGAACAACUAUCGCCAAAGGCUUUAGCAGCGGAAGUACCUCAGCUACCCGUGUCUCAGCCAAGUAACUUGGGUUCUUAUAGGCCAGCCAAAUUCUACAUGCCUCACAAGAAACCUAGAAUUGAAAUUCUAGACGACAACGAGGAGGGAUACUUCACGGUUCCUGAUCUUGGAUGAAUCUACUGUCACAAACUCAAUGCAAUAUGUUGAAGCACAAUCAGAUCAUGCACCAGUUCUUCAUAGAUAUACUUGUCUAUUAGUUGAAUGUUUUAGAAGUUGUGUUUUGCUUUUACCUUCGUCUCUCCUGUUUGUGUUGCAAGAAUUAUUGAUUUUAAAUUACUUUAUAUUGGAAUUAAAUUUGGCUGAAUGAGUCCAGAUAUUAAUCGAGUAUCAAGCACAA